Sorex araneus (European shrew) is the source of this 5140-nucleotide messenger RNA. RefSeq names its product structural maintenance of chromosomes 6 (gene SMC6). Bases 197 to 3496 code for a protein of 1099 amino acids. The transcript has 27 exons. The record is from RefSeq and is a predicted model, not a curated record. Gene Ontology annotation, biological process: double-strand break repair via homologous recombination. Gene Ontology annotation, molecular function: damaged DNA binding; ATP hydrolysis activity; single-stranded DNA binding. NCBI's taxonomy places the organism in Eukaryota, Metazoa, Chordata, Mammalia, Eulipotyphla, Soricidae. Gene Ontology annotation, cellular component: nucleus; site of double-strand break; Smc5-Smc6 complex.
CGGAGCGUCGGGCGGUGGGCGCUUGGGGGGGCGGCGGGGCUCCUGCCUUCUCCUGCCCGUCGGCGCGUGGUUCCCGGCGGCCCCAACGGCGGGCCAGCCCGGGCCGAGACGCCCUGGCCGCGGCCGUCGCGCCGCACCACCAGCCCGCCGCCGCCGAUCGGGUUCCUCUCGGGGACUUGGACUUGUUGGAGACCUGAUGGCCAAAAGAAAGGAAGAAAAUUUCUUCUCUCCUGAAAAUGCCAAAAGACCAAGACUAGAAUCUGAGUUGGAAGAAGAUUUUGAUAGAGAUGGUGAUGAAGAUGAAUGUGCAGUGUCUUUCACUAAUGGCACCUCUACCUUGACUGCAGCCGAAGUUGGAAUAAUUGAGAGUAUUCAGUUAAAAAACUUCAUGUGCCACUCUAUGCUUGGACCUUUCAAAUUUGGUUCAAAUGUCAACUUUGUCGUUGGAAACAAUGGAAGUGGGAAGAGUGCAGUGCUCACAGCUCUCAUAGUUGGUCUUGGUGGAAAAGCAGUUGCCACAAAUAGAGGAUCUUCUCUAAAAGGUUUUGUGAAAGAUGGACAGAACUCGGCAGAUAUCUCCAUCACGCUGAGGAACAGAGGGGACGAUGCGUACCGGGCAAACGUGUAUGGCGACACCAUCGUUGUGCAGCAGCACAUCAGCAUGGAUGGAAGCCGGUCUUACAAGCUCAAAAGUGGAACAGGCACGGUGAUUUCUACAAAGAAAGAAGAACUGAUUGCAAUUCUGGAUCAUUUUAACAUACAGGUGGAUAAUCCAGUUUCUGUUUUAACACAAGAGAUGAGCAAACAGUUCUUGCAGUCUAAGAAUGAGGGAGACAAAUACAAAUUCUUCAUGAAAGCAACCCAACUUGAACAGAUGAAGGAAGACUACUCAUACAUUAUGGAAACAAAAGAAAGAACAAAGGAGCAGAUAAACCAAGGAGAAGAGCGACUUAUUGAACUGAAGCGCCAGUGUUUGGAGAAAGAAGAACGAUUUCAGAGUAUUGCUGGCUUGAGUACAAUGAAGACAAAUUUAGAAUACCUGAAACAUGAAAUGGCCUGGGCAGUGGUCAAUGAAAUUGAAAAGCAGUUGAAUGCUAUCAGAGAUAAUAUUAAAAUUGGAGAAGACCGUGCUGCUCGCCUUGAACGGAAAAUGGAAGAUCAGCAGGUCAGACUUAAUGAGGCAGAAAAGAACUAUAAGGAUAUUCAAGAUAAACUAGAAAAAAUUAGUCAAGAGACAAAUGCAAGAGCACCAGAAUGUAUGGCCCUGAAAGCCGACCUGACUGCCAAGAAAAGGGCCUUUAAUGAGGCUGAGGUUUUAUACAAUCGUUCCCUAAAUGAGUAUAGAGCUUUAAAGAAAGAUGAUGAACAGCUUUGCAAAAGAAUUGAAGAACUGAAAAGAAGUACUGAUCAAUCUUUGGAACCUGAGCGGUUGGAAAGGCAAAAAAAGAUAUCUUGGUUAAAAGAGAAAGUAAAGAGUUUACAGGAUCAAGAAAUUACUGUCAAUCAAGAUAUUGAACAGUUUCAGCAAGCCAUAGAGAAGAACAAAGAAGAACAUACCAGAAUUAAGAGAGAAGAAUUAGAUGUAAAGCAUACACUGAACUACAACCAGAAGCAACUGAAAGAACUGAAAGAUAGUAAAACGGAUAGACUGAAAAGGUUUGGGCCUCACGUUCCAGCUCUGCUUGCCGCAAUAGACGACGCUCACAGGCGCGGACAGUUCACCUAUAAGCCUAUAGGCCCUUUAGGAGCUUGCAUUCACCUUCGGGACCCUGAGCUUGCUUUGGCUAUUGAAUCCUGUCUGAAAGGUCUUCUGCAGGCCUAUUGGUGUCAUAAUCAUGCUGAUGAAAGAGUACUUCAAGCACUGAUGAAAAAGUUUUAUUCACCAGGGACCUCAAGGCCACAGAUUAUUGUUUCUGAGUUUCGGAAAGAAAUGUAUGAUGUAAGACACAGAGCUGCCUAUCAUCCAGAGUUCCCAACAGUUCUCACAGCUUUAGAAAUCGAUAACGCGGUUGUUGCCAAUAGCCUCAUUGACAUGCGGGGGAUAGAAACAGUGCUGCUAAUCAAAAAUAAUUCUGUAGCGCGUGCAGUAAUGCAAUCCCAAAGGCCACCCAGGAAUUGUAGAGAAGCUUUCACUGCCGAUGGCGAUCAGGUUUUUGCAGGACGUUACUAUUCAUCUGAAAACACAAGACCUAAGUUCCUGAGCAGAGAUGUGGAUUCUGAAAUAAGUGACCUGGAGAAUGAGAUUGAAAAUAAGAAGGCUCAGAUAUUAAAUCUUCAACAACAUUUGUCUGCCCUUGAAAAGGAUAUUAAGCACCAGGAAGAAAUUCUUAAAAGGUGCCAACUACAUUAUAAAGAAUUAAAGAUGAAAAUUAGAAAAGGUAUUUCUGAAAUUCGGGAGCUUGAAAAUAUAGAAGAACACCAAUCUGUAGAUAUAGCAACGUUGGAAGAUGAAGCUCAGGAAAACAAAAUCAAAAUGAAAACGGUUGAAAAAAAUAUGGAGCAACAAAAGGAAAAUAUGGAACAUCUUAAAAGUGUGAAAGUAGAAGCAGAAAACAAGUAUGAUGCAAUUAAGCAGAAAAUUAAUCAAUUAUCAGAGCAAGCAGAUCCUCUUAAGGAUGAGUUAAACCUUGCAGACUCAGAAGUAGAUAACCAGAAGCGAGGAAAACGGCAUUAUGAAGAGAAACAAAAGGAACACCUGGACACUCUGAAUAAAAAGAAACGAGAACUGGAUAUGAAAGAAAAAGAGCUUGAGGAGAAAAUGUCACAAGCAAGACAGAUCUGCCCAGAGCGAAUAGAAGUGAAAAAGUCAGCAUCAAUCCUAGACAAAGAAAUUAACAGAUUAAGACAAAAGAUACAGGCAGAGCAUGCUAGUCAUGGAGAUCGAGAAGAAAUAAUGAGGCAGUAUCAAGAAGCAAGAGAAACCUAUCUUGACUUGGACAAUAAAGUGAAGACUUUAAAAAGGUUUAUUAAAUUGCUAGAAGAAAUAAUGACCCACAGAUACAAGACUUACCAGCAGUUUAGAAGGUGCUUAACUCUACGAUGCAAAUUAUACUUUGACAACUUAUUGUCUCAAAGAGCUUAUUGUGGAAAAAUGAAUUUUGACCACAAGAAUGAAACUCUCACUAUAUCAGUUCAGCCUGGAGAGGGGAACAGAGCUGCCUUCAAUGACAUGCGAGCCUUAUCUGGAGGUGAACGUUCUUUUUCCACAGUUUGCUUCAUUCUUUCUCUGUGGUCCAUUGCCGAAUCUCCCUUCAGAUGUCUGGAUGAGUUUGAUGUCUACAUGGACAUGGUCAACCGAAGAAUUGCAAUGGACAUGAUACUCAAGAUGGCAGAUUCCCAGCGUUUCCGACAGUUUAUCUUGCUCACCCCUCAAAGCAUGAGCUCACUUCCAUCAAGCAAACUAAUUAGGAUACUUCGGAUGUCUGAUCCUGAAAGAGGACAAACUACACUACCCUUCCGACCUGUGGCUCAAGAAGAGGAAAAUGAGCGAAGUUGAUUUGUAACUUAAUGCGCCAUGUCGUCAUGUGGAAAGAUUUGUUAAAGGGAAAGUCAGUUUUGGACUAUUUGAUGAAAUAAAAUGAUACUGAAGAUACUCCUAAGAAAAUCCUUUAUAUAUCUUACCCCAGCAAAAUAUGUAAAUAAGCCUACAAAACAAACAAUAACCAGCAAUUUAAAAUUACUAUUUGCAUUACUAUGAGAAAAUCAGUUUCAUAGGUCUGGUUUUAAAUCUUGUUUGUUUUUACUUUUGUUUUUGUUAACCAUCUACUUUUAUAGAUUCUUUUUCAGAAGCAAUUUUGUACAUAUGUACAUGUACAUACCUGUUUAGUUUGGGUUAAUUUCUAUAGUGUUUUGUAAGAAUUAAAAUAAAAGUUUGAGCACCUGGUUAUAUUUAGUUUUGCUUUCCAGAAUCACAUCUCACAGCAGGGGGAGCACACGGGCACUCUGAACAGGGACCAGUUUUAUACAGUGGGCUUCUUGUCGCUUUGCUCUGAGGCUCCCUACCUGCUGACUCACGGACUUCGGGCAGAACCCCUGCACCCGCACAGGCAGAUUUUAAUCCCAAGUUGACAACCUAGAUCUGGAGUAUACUUUUAAUUCCUGUGUUUCGUCUCAUUUAAGAUGCUCUCUGUGUAUCACACUUCAGCACUGCCAAGCCCAACACCGGGCCUUUGCUCCGUCUAGUCGCUGUCAUGUACCGGGCUGCGUGUCUGCACCCUGUCGGAUCUGGAGUGGGACAAACUCUCUUGCCUGCUGACCCUCAGUGGGCUUGGUCUCAGCCCUUCCUGUUUGACGUCCAGGAGCUCCCCAGCUCUGGCUCAGCUGAGCAGUGCUCAGACCUGAAGGAUGUGUAGUCCAGGAGAAGAAAAGUAAACUGGGAGCACUAGAAGCGGAGGGAGGCUCCUCCUGGAGCAGGAAGUAGGAACCAAAGGCCAAGUUGUCAGUUGGAGCUGACAUGAAUGAUGAAACAUAAUGUGGUCUUGGAGAUAGAAAAAAAAAGUGUGUCAAGAUCGGUAAACAUGUGCUCUAUUGUGGGAAAGGAAUUGAUGAACUUUUUAAAGAAAGUACCAGUAUUCCUGCCAGUAUUUUCUGUUUGAUACUAAAACUUUUUAAAAAUGCAUUGCUGUCUAACCAAAAGCAUUCCUUGUAUUACUAGCAAUAAAUGUUUUGUUAAAUUCCAAAGGAAGUAUUUUAAAGUUUUUUAAAAAAAAUAUUUUUAAAGCAGUGAUACUUUUCAGUUACAAAGAAAAGCUGAAUUUUGGUUUUGGUGGGCAAUGGUAGUCUGAUUUAGUCUUUAAGUUCAGAUCUGACAUGAGAAGUCUAAAUACUUGUACAGAAAGAUAUACCUUCUGAAUAUCUUAAACAUCUUCAGUAAGCAUAUAAAGUCAGAUUUUUUUAAGUUACAUUUGUAGCAUUUGUAUCAAAACUAUUUUAACAUACAUGUGCUUUUUCAAGUUAAAAAAAUGUAGAAUAUGCCAAAUGCAAAUACUUAUAUUAGCUUAAUAAUUUUGUGUCUAAAUUUUUGUGACAAUUUUUUAAUGCUGUGGUUCUUAAUACAGAGUGGGAAAAAUAUUCCUCAUGACUAAUAAUUCCUCAGAAAAAAAAAUUCUUCAAUAAAUAUCUCUGUUGAGUCGAAACAUUA